Messenger RNA from Cornus florida, 990 nucleotides. Its product is annotated as nudix hydrolase 11-like. Bases 29 to 853 code for a protein of 274 amino acids. The transcript has 4 exons. Gene Ontology annotation, molecular function: acetyl-CoA hydrolase activity; coenzyme A diphosphatase activity. NCBI's taxonomy places the organism in Eukaryota, Viridiplantae, Streptophyta, Magnoliopsida, Cornales, Cornaceae. The record is from RefSeq and is a predicted model, not a curated record. Gene Ontology annotation, biological process: coenzyme A catabolic process.
ACACGACUUCACAAAAUCAUUCCUUUAAAUGGCUUGCAUUGCCUCCUCUACGUGCAUCAAUGAAGAAGUGGUGUGCCAAACCCCAGAGAGUCCAAAAAGUGACACACUCCAAAAUGUUGCAAAACAGCUUCAAUACUACACAUCAUUAACUACUGCAAAAGAAGAAACUCAUCAGAAUGAAGAUGAACAUGGUACAAGCUCAAAUCCCAUCGCCGUCGAGUCUGCACCAGCUAAAAUCAGUGAUCAGUUUUCUUGUGCUGAUUCUAGAAACAGGAGAGCAGCAGUUCUAGUAUGCAUUUUCGUAGGACAGGAAGGCGAGCUACGCGUAGUUCUCACCAAAAGAUCCAUGAAGUUGUUCUCUCACCCAGGAGAGGUAGCACUGCCUGGUGGAAAGAUGGAGGAAAUAGAUGCCGAUGACUACUCUGCAACCGCGCUGAGAGAAGCCAUGGAAGAGAUCGGAUUGGAUCCUGAUCUAGUUCAAGUUGUUGCCAAUCUAGAGCCAUUUUUUUCCCAGCACCUACUCAUGGUUGUUCCUGUGCUGGGAUUACUGGCCAGGAUAGAAGAUUUCAAGCCAGUGCUCAAUACUGAGGAAGUUGAUGCUAUUUUUGAUGUCCCAUUGGAGAUGUUUCUCAAGGAAAAUAGUCAUAGAUGUGAAGAGAGGGAAUGGCAACAAUGGAAGUACGCGGUCCAUUUAUUUGAUUAUGAAUCAGAACAAGGAGCUUUCUUGAUAUGGGGCUUAACUGCAAGCAUCCUUAUUCGAGCUGCCUCCAUCGUCUACCAGCGCUCUCCACCUUUCGCCAAACAUCUCCCCGACUUCCAGCAAUUGCAACUGGCCUUGAAUACUGUGGCAUAAUGUCAAAUUCAAUUCUUCCGACGCAUCAAAGUGAGACACACGUUGUAAAACAUUACUCGAAAACCAAGCUAUAAUUUGCAUUGAAUGAAUCAUUAUACAGGGAAGCCAAACAUGCCUUUGUUUGGAAGAUUUGCUUA